CUGGGGAUCCUACUUAGGCAGCCCUUUUCCCCUCCUUUCAAUCAGAGACAAUGAUGGACAGCUGUCCCUGAUUGAGAACCAUACCCGGCCAAAACAUAGAAAUAACAAAACAUAGAAAUCAGACGAUAGAAUGCCCACCCAAAUCAAGCCCUGACAAAACCAAAAUAGACAGUACCCCCCCGCCCAAAGGUGCGGACUCCGUUCGCAAAACCUGAACCUAUAGGGGAGGGUCCGGGGUAGCGGCUCUGAUGCGGGAUGUAGACCCCCUCUACCUCUGGCUCACCUCACUUUGGUAGCGCCUCUGGUGUGGGGACCCUCGCUGCCGACCCCGGACUGGGCACCCUCGUUGCGGGCCCCGGACUGGGAACCCUUGCUUGAGGCCCCCGACUGGCCCGUGGAGCUGGCACCGGACUCACCAGGCUGGUGAGACUGGUCCGUGGAGGAGGCACAGGAUGAACCGGCUGUGGGGGAGCACUGGAGUUCUGGUGCUUAGCACUUGCACCGCUCCUCUUGGCAGCAUGUGAAAGCUACCUGUGUUGCUCAUAUUUAGUUUUUGGUGUGUUCUAAUAGAACUGUGUCCAAAUAGAAUUUCUAUUUGUCAUCCUGAUUUCCUGGCUGGAAGGGAUCAACUCCCAUGGGAACAGGUGGAGGCAAAUAGGAGAGCAGAAGCAGCCGGAGAGAGGAGCCGGCGAUAUGAGGGAACACGGCUGGCAAGGAAGCCCGAGAGGCAGCCCCGAAAAUGUAUUUGGGGGGGCACACUGGGAGUGUGGCGAAGCCAGGUAGGAGACCUGCGCCAACUUCCUGUGCUUACCGAAGAGCGAGAGAGACCGGGCAGGCACCGUGUUAUGCUGUGGAGCGCACUGUUUCCCCGGUGCGGGUGCAUAGCCCGGUGCGGUACAUUCCAGCUCCUCGUAUCGACCGGGCUAGAGUGGGCGUCGAGCCAGGUGCCAUGAAGCCGGCUCUACGCAUCUGGUCUCCAGUGCGUCUCCUUGGGCCGGCGUACAUGGCACCAGCCUUACGCAUGGUGUCCCCGGUUUGCCAGCACAGUCCACCGGGAGCAUUCAACCAGGUAAGGUUGGGCAUGCUCGGUGCUCAAGAGCUCCAGUGCGCCUGCACGGUCCGGUCUAUCCAGUGCCACCUCCAUGCACCAGCCCUCCGGUGGCAGCCCCCCGCACCAGGCUGUCUCUCGGGCUUCUGCCUACAGGGUCUUCCGCCUGUCCAGCGCUGCCAGAGCCUUCCUCCUCUCCAGCGCUGCCAGAGCCUUCCGUCUGUCCAGAGACAGUCGCCCAUCUGUCCAGAGCUGCUGGAGUCUCGCGUCUGUCCAGAGCUGCUGGAGUCUCGCGUCUGUCCAGAGCUGCUGGAGUCUCGCGUCUGUCCAGAGCUGCUGGAGUCUCGCGUCUGUCCAGAGCUGCUGGAGUCUCGCGUCUGUCCAGAGCUGCUGGAGUCUCGCGUCUGUCCAGAGCUGCUGGAGUCUCGCGUCUGUCCAGAGCUGCUGGAGUCUCGCGUCUGUCCAGAGCUGCUGGAGUCUCGCGUCUGUUUGUUUAAUUUAUUCAAAUUCUCCCAGAAGUGGUUUGAUUCUAUGGAUUCCUCAAUUCCAUCCAGCUGGUUUCUAAUGUUCUGUUCCUCUGUUCUCAGGGUGUGUUUGUAUUGCUUCAGUGUUUCCCCAUAUUGAAGGCCUAUAUUUUUGUUGUCUGGUUCUCUGUGUUUUUGAUUAGAUAUAUGUUUCAAUUACUUUCUUAGAUUUUUGCAAUCAUUAUCAAACCAUUUUUCAUUAUCUGUUAUUUCUAGUU
This is a messenger RNA of Oncorhynchus keta (chum salmon), 1790 nucleotides long. RefSeq lists its product as uncharacterized. The record is from RefSeq and is a predicted model, not a curated record. The coding region runs from base 740 to 1672 and encodes 310 amino acids. Lineage: Eukaryota; Metazoa; Chordata; Actinopteri; Salmoniformes; Salmonidae. The transcript has 2 exons.